ACACUUGUGUUUUUUGGGGAAGAAGAAGAGCAAUUUGUUGGAAAAAUCGCAAUUUGCGAAUUACAAAAUUUGAAUCGUGUAAUCAAAACCAUUUGAUAGCCCAAUUGUAUGGCCAGACUCUGUGGUGCGACUGUUACCACUGCUGCAUGAAAAAUUCCAAUCGAAAGGCUACAGAGACAACUUCGAUGCUGGGAAUUUGAUAUGACAGCAGCAACGUCGACUGUUAUUAGCUGAGUAUUAUUGAACAGAACGCCCGCCCACGCCCACUAGCUAGCCAAAGGAGAUGUUCCGCAGUCGAAGCUGGUUUGGCGGCCCCUGGGGCGGACGACCCAAGAAUCGCCUGUCUCUGGAUCAUCUAAAGUACCUGUACAGCAUUUUGGAGAAAAACACCACCGUGUCGGAGAGCAAUCGUGGCCUGCUGGUGGAGUCGCUGCGCUGCAUUGCCGAGAUACUGAUCUGGGGGGAUCAGCAUGACUCUCUGGUGUUUGACUUCUUUCUGGAGAAGAAUAUGCUUUCGUAUUUCCUGCACAUAAUGCGCCAAAAGAGUGGCGGCUCGAGCUUUGUCUGUGUGCAGCUGCUGCAAACGCUCAACAUUCUCUUCGAGAACAUACGCAACGAGACGUCCCUGUAUUAUUUGCUGAGCAACAACCACGUAAAUUCCAUAAUGGUGCACAAGUUUGACUUCUCCGAUGAGGAUGUUAUGGGCUACUAUAUCCUCUUCCUGAAGACGCUCAGCCUGAAGCUUAACACCCACACCAUUCACUUCUUUUAUAAUGAGCACACGAAUGACUUCCUGUAUACGGAGGCUAUCAAGUUCUUCAAUCAUCCCGAGUCUAUGGUGAGGAUUGCUGUGCGCACCAUUUCCCUGAACGUCUACAAGGUGCAAAACUCCAGCAUGUUGCGUUUUAUCCGAGACAAAACGGCAGCUCCUUACUUCAGUAAUUUGGUGUGGUUCAUUGGCAAGCACAUCCUCGAGCUGGACACCUGCGUGCGCACAGAUAUAGACCACCAAUCCAACCAGAAGCUGUCCAACCUCGUGGCCGAGCAUCUGGAUCAUUUGCACUAUCUGAGCGAUAUUUUGCUGCUGGACAUCAAGGAUCUGAAUGCCGUGCUCACCGAGCAUCUGCUACACAAACUCUUUGUGCCUUUGUACAUAUUCUCACUGACGCCAGCGCCGCCACCGCCCUCCCUGGCGCUGGUCACCCAGAAUCUGGCGGCUGUGCUGAAUCGCAAUGUCGACAUUGAUAUCCAGGAGAUGCACAAUCCGCGCGUUAGUUCCAUUGUUGCCCUCUAUCUGCUGUCGCUGGUCUUCCUGGUGGUAUCGCAUGCUCCACUGGUGCACGCCCUGGCCUGGGUCAUACUCAAUGGCGAUCACGGGGUGUUCAAGGACGGAGCUGCCGAGAUUCUCAACUCGUAUGUGGAGCAUCGGGAGGUAGUGGUGCCAGGCUUUGGCGAACCCAACGAGAGCCUCGAACAAGCACUGGACACGGUCACGGGACUGUCCAGCGUUUCCAGCUAUGCCUUGAGCGAGGACAGUGGCGUGGAGUCGUCUUCUCCAGCCACGACAGAAGUGGAGACGCAAGCGGAGGUGGAUGCGGCGACAAAACUGCGCAACAUCACCGAUGAGGAGAAGGAGCGGCUGCAAAAGUCCUCAGGCUCAGGCAAGGCAGACUUUGGGGAGCUAGCUAAACCGUUUCUGGACACUGUUCUGCAUGCCUUGGAGUGCACUGAGAACGAUUAUCUGGCUCUGCUGUCCCUCUGCCUGAUCUACGCCAUGUCCCACAAUCGAGAUGGCAUCAAGAACGAGUGGUUCGAGCAGGUUCUGUCCAAGUCCACGCGCGGCUCUUUCAGCUACAAGACAGCCAUAAUUGAGCACUUGUUGAAUAUAAUCACACAGUCCAGUCAGCCUUCCUGCCGCAUACGCUUGAUCACUGUGGAGAUUGCCCUGGAGCUGCUGGUGACGUUCACCAAACCCAGUUCGGAUGAGGCGCGUUGCAUAACCACGGGCCAGCAGGAUCUUCUGUUUAGUGCCCGCAACCAGUCGAUGCUAGUUCUGCGCAACUUCUACAAGUCUGAGGAUAUAUUCCUGGACCUAUUCGAGGACGAGUACAAUGAGAUGAAGAAGGCCCAGCUGAACGUUGAGUUUCUGUGCAUGGACUCCACCAUUCUACUGCCGCCCACGGGCACGCCGCUCACUGGUAUCAAUUUCACCCGUCGCCUGCCCUGCGGGGAGGUGGAGAAGGCCCGUCGAGCGAUCCGUGUCUACUUUCUGCUCCGUCGCACAUGCCAAAAGUUCCUCAACGAGAGGGAAUCGCUGCUGCCGCUGACGAAUGUUGUUACGCUCGUGCAGGUGGACAAUACCCUCGAUCUGAACAACAGCGAUCUGAUUGCCUGCACUGUGGUGGCCAAGGAUAACAGCAAACAGAGGCGCUUCCUCGUCAUCGAUGCCCUGCAGUUGAUACUCGUGGAGCCCGAUGCUAAGCUCUUGGGCUGGGGAGUGGCCAAGUUCGUGGGUUUCCUGCAGGAUGUGGAAGUCCAGGGCGACAAGGAUGACUCACGCUGCCUGCACAUUACCGUGCAUCGCGGAGGGGUGACCCAUAACCGCACGCCGCUGCUCUCCGCCAAGUUCCUGUUCGAUGAUCACAUCCGUUGCAUGGCGGCCAAGCAGCGCCUGACCAAGGGCCGCAGCAAGGCGCGUCAGAAGAAGAUGUAUCAGAUCGCGCAGCUCAUAGAGAUUCCCGGCCAGAUGGACUCACCGGUGUAUGCUGUGGGUGGCACUACUGCGGUGCCCAGCGGCAGCAGCAGCAGCGGGAGCAGCUCACGUAGCGGUCACCAUCGCCCCAUCUUCUCCACGGCGAAUCGUGUGCCGGGAUUCGCUGCUGUCUUGAGGAGUAACAACAGUGCUGGUGUCAGUCGCACCCAGAUGGCCCAGAAUCGCUCCAUCGAGGGCAUUCGAAAUGAAAGCGCUGGACGCUCACGCCGUCGCAGUCCCAACAACAGUUCUGGGACGACUCUGCGAGCGGACCACUCAGAUCGUGACCGUUCUCCCAGUGUGAGUGUAGGCAGCCACAGCUCGUCGCAGUCGCGCGAGAACUCCCAACCGCGCAGCUCUGGCAACCGAUCCCGUGAGAGCAGCCCAAGGAUGCCCAGGCCGCGUUCUGAAGAGAUACCCAUGGAGGAUUUCCAACACUCGCGAAACAACAGCCCGCACUCGCGUGGAAAUGGUUCGCCCGCCUCCCGGUCGCAUACACCCAGCCGUGUGCUCCAGUAUGAGAUAUCUGUGCACAGUGGAUCACCCCGUGAGCCGUCCCUGGUGGCUUCGAAUGCCUUGUUGAGCCAAUUGAACAGUGUGCCACUGGCCAGGGAAGUCCUGCCAGUCCAAAGCUCCGAGGAGACCUCAUUUAUAGGCACUGAUGCGACGGAUGGUGGUCGUGGUUCGGAAGGCAGUAGGCGAAAGGGCGCCAUAGAAACGGUUUAAAUUAGUUGUAAAUUUUAGAAUUAACAUUUAGAUUGUUGCUAACAUUUUAUUAUUCCAAUUGAUUGAUAGGGUGGCACAUGCUAUAAUUAUUUUUUGAUUUCGUUAAA
Molecule: messenger RNA, 3585 nt
Organism: Drosophila subobscura
Lineage: Eukaryota; Metazoa; Arthropoda; Insecta; Diptera; Drosophilidae
Gene: ema
Product: protein CLEC16A homolog
Biological process (GO): endosome to lysosome transport; endosomal transport; regulation of autophagosome maturation
Cellular component (GO): late endosome; endolysosome membrane
Source: RefSeq, a predicted model, not a curated record